Cutaneotrichosporon oleaginosum is the source of this 411-nucleotide messenger RNA. RefSeq lists its product as uncharacterized. Gene Ontology annotation, biological process: protein peptidyl-prolyl isomerization. NCBI's taxonomy places the organism in Eukaryota, Fungi, Basidiomycota, Tremellomycetes, Trichosporonales, Trichosporonaceae. The record is from RefSeq and is a predicted model, not a curated record. Gene Ontology annotation, molecular function: peptidyl-prolyl cis-trans isomerase activity. Gene Ontology annotation, cellular component: endoplasmic reticulum.
AUGGUCAACGUUCUCACUCAAAUCCUUACCCUGGCUCUUGCGGGCUACGCCGCCGCCGCCGGACUCGACAUCAAGGUCGUCGAGGUGCCUGACGACUGCCCCAUCAAGACCCAGAAGGGCGACAAGCUCGCCAUGCACUACACGGGAACUCUCGAAGACGGGUCCAAGUUUGACAGCUCGCGCGAUCGCGGGUCGCCGCUCGACUUCACCCUUGGCACCGGGCAGGUCAUCCGGGGCUGGGACGAGGGCCUCAAGGACAUGUGUGUAGGCGAGAAGCGCAUUCUCACCAUUCCCUACGAUAUGGCAUAUGGUGAGGCCGGCUUCCCUCCUGUCAUUCCGCCCAAGUCGAACCUCAUCUUCGACGUCGAGCUUGUCGCCAUCAAGAACCGCAAGCCCAAGGGCGAGCUCUAG